AUGGAAUUAAUAUCCCUAUUUCGUCUGCUCCAGGGAGCAUCAUGGAUUAGCAUCUUCAGCUGCGGAAUCGGAAUAUUGGUUGGGCUCUGGAUCUUUUCUGUACUUCUGCAACUACUCAACGACCCCCUGGCUGGUAUACCAGGUCCCAUAUACUGUCGCUUUUCACGUCUUCCCUAUGUGUACUGGGUCUGCACAGGACGGCUCGUCUUUCGCAUCAAAGAGCUUCACGACCAAUAUGGAGAAGUUUUCCGCAUUGCACCCGAUGAGGUGCAAUUCAUCCAUCCGGAUGCCUGGAAGGAUAUCUUUGGCCACAAAACCCAAGGUGCAAAGGAGUUCCCCAAGGACCUGAGGUUCUACCCAAUGCCGCCGGGCGGCGUUCGGGACCUCCUAACGGCGGACCACGCCAACCACCCGCGAAUGCGCAGGAUGCUUUCUCCAGCCUUUGCUGAAAAGACGCUGCGGGAACAGGAGACCAUCAUUACCUCGUACGUAGACUUUAUGAUUGGUAAACUGCGAGGAAUGGUCGCCAAACAAGAGGACGGCGGGGUCUACGCCAGGGCAGACAUGGUCAAGUGGUACAACUACCUCAUCUUUGACAUCGUUGGUGAUCUCACCUUUGGAAAGCCCUUUUUCUGUCUGGCAUCCAGCGACUACCACCCAUGGGUGUCGACCAUUUUCUCAAGCACAAAAGGCGCCAUCAUCGCCAACAACGGUGACUACCUCCCGGCCGUCAAAUACCUUGCCAUGUUGCUUUUGGUCAUUUCGAAGCCGCGUCUGGUAAUAGACAGGAUUUCGAGGCUCAAAUACAGCGUCAACCGGACCAGCGAGCGCUUGGCUUCCAAGACUGACAGGCCCGACUUUAUGUCGUAUAUAAUGAAGGGAGCGGACACGGGCCAGGCACUUUCGAAAGAGGAGCUCGACGCCAAUGCCGACCUACUUGUCUUUGCCGGAAGUGAGACCACUUCUACGUUUCUCUCGGGGUGCACCUACUUUGUCCUGAGCAACCCCAAAGUCUACAACCGGCUGGUUGCCGAGAUCCGCGGCUCCUUCAAGAACGAAGAGGAAAUGAAUUUUGUUUCAAUUCAAAGGCUUCCAUACCUCAACGCAGUUAUACAGGAGGCCUUUAGGAUGUACCCACCGAUCCCCGUCGGGCCGCCGCGAAAGGUGCCCGAGGGUGGUGCAAUCGUUCGGGGCAUCAGCUUGCCCGAGAAUACUGCCGUUGCCAUCACGCAGUAUGCAGCGGGCCACUCCAAGACCAACUUUACCGAUCCAUACACCUAUACGCCAGAGCGUUGGCUUCCAGGUGCUGAUGAGCGUUUUGCUGCCGAUCGACGCCGCGCUGUUCAACCGUUUGCGGUUGGCCCACGGAACUGUAUCGGCCAAAACCUCGCUAUCACUGAGAUUCGUUUGACCAUGAUCAAAAUGCUGUGGCAUUUUGAGUUGGAGCUGGCCCCAGAGUGCGCGAAUUGGAACAAGCAGUCCAUCUUUGGUCUUUGGGAAAAACCACCUCUGAUAGUCAAGCUGAGACCUCGGGUACCGCUCGACGUCCCCCUCGGGAUCUACCAGAGACUCGAGGGUGGGGACCUGAAUCGCCUUCAUGGGCCUGGCCUGCAGCAGUGGGUCUAUGGUGGACUCGACGCCUUCCGAGUGGAGGAGGAUGCCGCACUCGACGUUGUGGCUGCGCCUAUGAGCGCGUUCACGCUUCAAAAUUUGGUCAUAGUUCCUGUGAUAGCUCUCGCAAUAACCUUGAUUUACUAUGUCUUUCUUUGCAUCUACAACCUCUACUUCCACCCCCUUGCCAAAUACCCUGGGCCUCGCCUGGCGGCAGCGACUCACUUGUGGCUUAUGAGAGCCUAUCUAAGUGGCAAGGCAUACACUCACAUUCACGAAGCACACAAAAAGUACGGCCCUGUUGUGAGGACGACACCCAACGGCCUGUCGUACAUUAAUGCCAAGCAGUGGAAAGAGAUUUAUGGCCACCAGCCGUCUGGCCACCCCGAGUUCAGCAAGCAGGCGUUUGCAUCCGCAGUAUUCGAGGAGCCGACCCUUCACAAUGCUGACAGGGAAUAUCACGGCUACGUUCGGAGGCUCUUUGCCCAUGGCUUCUCUGAAAAAGCGCUGAAGGGGCAAGAGUCAGUGCUCAAGGAGUAUGUCGACUGGAUGUUUGCAGGAAUCGAGCGGGAAUCUCAGAGCGGUUUAAGCCCGGUAAAUGUGGUGAAUUGGUAUAAUUAUUUGACCUUUGACUUUAUUGGCUUUCUCACCUAUGGGGAAUCAUUCGAAUGCCUAAGAACCUCAUCUUUGCACGACUGGAUCAAGCUCUUCAUGUCAUUUGGGAAAUUGUUGAUCUACGGUCAAGUCCUGCUCCCAGUCCCGCGCCUUUUGAAGAUCCCGGUUGCAUUGCUCCUGAUACCUUCCAAGCUGAGAGAAGAUAGGAAGAGAGCCAGCGCUCUGCAAUCGGAAAAAAUCAAACACCGGCUUUCGAUACAACCAACAAUAACAGAUUUUACAACAAAAAUGGUCGAGGCUUAUAACAACGGAAAAAUGUCAAUGAACCAGCUCGAAGGCAACUCAAUUCUCCUUAUUGGAGCUGGAAGUGAAACCACAGCGACAGCAUUAUCAGGACUUACAUGGCUCCUCAGCCAGAACCCCCAGGUCCUGAAGAAGCUCAAGGCCGAAGUCCGGUCAGCCUUCACCUCGACAGACCAAAUCAACUCGACGGGCGUCAACUCGUGCAAGUACCUGCUCGCGUGCGUUGACGAGGCCCUGCGAGUAUACCCACCGCUGGCGCAGCCGCACUACCGCAUCGUGCCGCGCGGCGGCGCCACGGUCAACGGCGAGUAUCUGCCCGAGGAUGUGGUGGUCAGCGUACCCAAGUACGCUGCCGCCCGCAGCGCCCUCAACUUCCACCGGCCCGACGACUUUUGCCCCGAGAGGUGGCUGGGCGAUGGUGAGAAGGGCGAGUUUGCAAACGACCAGCGGGACGCGUCGCAGCCCUUCUCGGUCGGGCCGAGGGCUUGUAUCGCGAGGAACCUGGCCUACCUCGAAAUCAAGCUCAUCAUUGCCAGGCUGGUCUGGCAGUAUGAUAUUGAAAAUGCUACCGAGGGGGAUUGGUUGGGUAGCCAGAAUCUUUGGCAUCUGUGGGAAAAGGGUCCGCUGUGGUUGAGGUUGAAAGCUGUUGUUCGGUAG
Molecule: messenger RNA, 3186 nt
Organism: Pyricularia grisea
Lineage: Eukaryota; Fungi; Ascomycota; Sordariomycetes; Magnaporthales; Pyriculariaceae
Exons: 11
Coding region: 1-3186 (1061 amino acids)
Molecular function (GO): iron ion binding; oxidoreductase activity, acting on paired donors, with incorporation or reduction of molecular oxygen; monooxygenase activity
Source: RefSeq, a predicted model, not a curated record